GGUUGGGCCUCGGCGGCCGCCGUAACACUAACGCUCUGAUCCCCAUGGCAACAGCCAGAAGCGGCGGGAGGCUUCGGAGCUGUGCAGCCACCGCCGCCGAUUCGAGGAGUGCGGCACGGAAUCCGCAAACUGUGGCCGGGUCCUGGACUGACUGACCUGUCCUGCCUCAUGGACGUGAGUUCUAGGCCCCUUACUCUCUCUGGAGCGGCCCCCUCACCCUGACUUCGAGCCCGGACUGGAGAGGGGGCUCUUUACCCAGCAUAGACCCUUCCAGUUCAGGACAAGAGCUGUGAGAGAGUUCCAGGGAUGGACUUUCCACGGGAGGGCACAUUCCUGUUCUUCCUGGCAAGAUGAGGAGUUUGCCAAGUAAUCAAGGAGAAAAGCCAUCCCAGGCAUUGGAACAGCAUGGGCAGAGACUUGGUGGAAUCCUCUAGCCUGCUGAAUACAACCCCGGCUCCUGUCAGCAGUCCUUCCCUGCUGCUCCCCAUCCCUGCCAUCGUCUUCAUCGCUGUGGGCAUCUAUUUGAUGCUGCUCUGCCUAGUGCUACUGACUAGGCGCUGCCUGCUGGCCCAGAGCUGCUGCACAGACUGCAGCUCUCUCUGCAGGAAGCAAGGCGUCUCUAGGCCCCAGGACUGUUGCUGGACCUGUGUGGAAGCCUGCAACUUCCCUCUGCCUAGCCCAGCCAACUGCCUGGAUGCCUGCUGCCCCCAGCCCACUGAAGCUGAUUGGGCCCCUCCCUGCCCCCGCUGCUGCCCACUCUGCGACUGUGCCUGUGCGUGCCAGCUGCCUGACUGCCAGAGCCUCAAUUGUCUCUGCUUUGAGAUCAAGCUCCGAUGAGGACCCAGAGUCCCUGCCCUUUGGGGAGUGGCCAGCCCCCAGGGCCAACAUGUCUUCUUCCCUGAGGGGCCUCAGGACACCUUUCUCCAGGGCAUUGGAACUGCAAAUGGCCUGCCCAGCUCACCAGCCUGGGAACCAGCAAUGGAGAGCCUGGCUCCCUGCAGAGUAGACUCAGCCUUUGGCCAGCUGGUCUCAGCUCCUUUGUUGGGCCAAAAGAGAAAGAGGCUAGUGCUCUAGGAGGGCCUCUGCCUGCCUUUCCCCUCCCUAAGUAAACUGUUAUAUUUGAAGGUGAGGGUGGGGACACUGCUCACCACAGACAGCAUCAUGGACAAACUUGGGCUUUGAGUAUCAGGAUAUAGGGGUACCCCAGCCACACCCCAUCAACGGACUUUAGUUAUUUCCAGGUAUGAGUGGAGUGCCUGCAUCUACUCUCCGUCUAAAGAAAUGGGCUCCAGAGAAUCAACAGCCACAGCAAAGGCCGAGUUGGGAGGGAGGAUCAGAGGAAGAGGUAGAGAGGGCCAUAGAUCUGAGUACCUUUACCCCCCACUUCCGUCCCCACGAAUCCUUGUCCAAAUAUUUUUAUCCCUUGACUACUGUUUUGAGGGCCUCAGUCUGAAUUUCCAAGAAGAAAUUUCCUGAGGUACUGGUGAGUGGGCAGAGGGCCCUCCCUCUACUCCCAAAAUAGGGCAUCUUCCUUCACCUUCCUUCACUUUAGGCCCUACUCUGGAGUGAAUGUCAGGCGCUUCAAGUUUCCCUAAAUAUAGGUCCCUGCCAGGGGAUCUGCCUUGAGGAAAGGGCAGGGGUCACUGGAGAAGGCUGGGGACAUUGGUUGCGGGGAGGGCAGAAGCUGCCUUAUAACCCAGCCCUGGAGUGACCUGGAUCACUUGCUGCUGACCAGGCUUUGCCCGCUCCUUCAGCCUCCUCGCAGUGCCAAAUUUCGGCUGAGUCACGGCCCCCAAAGCGCGCCAGGCUGGGGGUAAAGGAAGACGGAGGGGAGGGUCCAGGCGACCUGCGGAAUGUGGCCUGAGUCACGUCCGAGUGUCGGGUGUGGAGGGUGACCAGGAGCGAUCGAGUUCUCGCUGCACUAUUCCCGCCCAAGCGCCGCCUCAGGGCUUCGCCUUUCGGGGGCGGCCUCUCCCACAGUUCCUCUUCUGCAAUUGGACGCUGGGGCGCCUUCGGCCCCCUGUAAGGGAAAAAAAUCUGGUGGAGGGUGGAGCGGUGCCUUUAUAAGGCCAGGCACCACUUCUCUCUUGCCCGCCCCCUGCGCCGCCUCUCCGGAGCACAAUAGGCAGCGUUCGUCCUGGAACGCGCCGCAGAACCGGGGUUCUGGUGACGACUGCCGCGUUCGGGCCCUCGGUCCACUCAACAGCCCGCUGCCCUCCACCGCUGAGCCCCGCACACCCGCCCCUCUCCCGUGCCAGG
Messenger RNA from Manis javanica (Malayan pangolin), 2259 nucleotides. RefSeq lists its product as uncharacterized. NCBI's taxonomy places the organism in Eukaryota, Metazoa, Chordata, Mammalia, Pholidota, Manidae. The record is from RefSeq and is a predicted model, not a curated record.